AUGAGUCCAACACUAGUCAUUCAAUAUUGGUACGUAAGGAAUCGCUUCAAUUCUGAGAACCUGGUAGACUUGAUAGAAUGCGUGAGCUGUGCUGUGCCGUAUGCUCUGAUCUUUCUCAAACUGGUCACCUUCUGGAAUAAACGCAGAGUAUUUAAAACCAUUCUAAUCGCAAUGGAUGCUGAUUGGGAUAACACUUCCAUUACGAAAGACCUCAUGGCAGAGAAAGUUAAAUUGUCGACUCGCUGCUCCCAAUUGGUACUGAGCAUAUAUGUUUUCGCAGUGUUCACAUACAGUCUUGUGUACAUCAACGGCAUUCGUAGUACCGGUUACAAUAACAUUUCUGCAGAGUCUGCGGAAUUGUUAAUCAAAAUGGAACUUCCAUCGGUAGCUUACGAAAGCCUGAAUUUCCAAUACGUAAUAAUCGCCCAAAUUUGCCAAUUAUUAUUGGUCGCUUUUGCCAUAGCUACCAUGGACUCUCUACUGAUUACGCUGAUAUUACACGUUGGAGGGCAGAUAGAAGUGAUACAUCAAGUUUUAGCAGGCAUUCAGUUAAAGGGCAUAAAACGUGGUUUGCAAAAAAGUACUUUUAAAUAUUUAUUCAAAAAGCAUCAGAAUAUCAUUGACUUCACAAAAUACAUUGAGAGCCUUUUUUCAUUCAUUGCUUUGAUGCAAAUGGUGUGCAACACGAUUAGUAUUUGUUGUAUAGGCUUCAUGAUGAUGAUAUCAUUCGAUAGCAAUGACAACGUAAGAAUGAUGAUAAAAAUACUUUUCUUUUAUCUCUGCAUUGCGAUGGAGGCGUUCAUCUUUUGCUACUCAGGAGAGUACCUUAGCAAUAAGAGUACAUCGAUUCAUAUUGCGGCAUACAACUCACUAUGGUAUCUUCUGAAACCUGAUGAUGGUCGCAUAAUCAUACUUUUAAUAGCAAGAUCCCAAAAAAAGUCAACAAUUACCGCUGGAAACGUAAUAGACUUGUCACUAGAACGCUUUACCGGCAUCAUGAAAGCGUCCGGGUCUUACAUGUCUGUACUUCUUGCGAUGUCUUGA
Messenger RNA from Megalopta genalis, 1044 nucleotides. The record is from RefSeq and is a predicted model, not a curated record. Lineage: Eukaryota; Metazoa; Arthropoda; Insecta; Hymenoptera; Halictidae.